Messenger RNA from Centruroides sculpturatus (bark scorpion), 1555 nucleotides. RefSeq lists its product as uncharacterized. The transcript is spliced from 5 exons. Gene Ontology annotation, molecular function: sequence-specific DNA binding; DNA-binding transcription factor activity; zinc ion binding. NCBI's taxonomy places the organism in Eukaryota, Metazoa, Arthropoda, Arachnida, Scorpiones, Buthidae. The record is from RefSeq and is a predicted model, not a curated record. Gene Ontology annotation, biological process: regulation of DNA-templated transcription. The coding region runs from base 94 to 825 and encodes 243 amino acids.
GUAGCAUUUAAGUUUAUUAAAAGUAGAAACCAAAUUGUUUACUAGAAUUUUCAUUCGAUAUCAGUGAUUUGAUUAUUUAAUCAGUUAAAUAAUAUGGUAUUUGUCAAUCGAUCAGAACAAUAUAGGUUAUAUACAGGUGGUAAUAUAGUAAGCUUGUGUGCGUGCUGCGGUCGUCAAGCAUGGAGUGAUUAUUAUGGAAAUUUUGCUUGCAGAAUCUGCAUACGAUUUCUCAUAAAAUGCAUUAGAGAAAGGAAAACCUGUGAGUGUCAAAGAAGGGCAGAUCUGUGCCAAAUUACAACUGAUUCACAAUCUAAAUGUGACUUCUGUCAUUUGCAACGUCUAUAUAAUGCAGGAAUAAGGCCUAAAAUGUAUGGAAGACACGAAAAUGGAUGGUACAUGAAAGACGUUGCUCCUAAACUGGUUAGAGUACGGGCACAAAAUUAUUGUGAAUGUCCAUAUUGUGAAGCGGAAAACGACAUGAUGAAAGCGUUUAAAUUCGGAUGUAAUCUAUAUUUUAUAUCAUGGUGGAUAACAAAUCUCCCUAAUAUAAGACUAGGAGAUCUACCUUACGUGAACUCGAGGAAUAUGUCCUUCAGAGGAACUAUAUUAGGUGCUGUUUUAAAUUCAGUUCAUGCUCACGAUGUCCUGAAAUGCGGUUAUCGAUACUUCGAUCCUUAUAAAUGCCGUGUUUUAGAGCAUCAAAAUUUUUCAUUUCUUUGUUUAUCUGUAACACGUCGAUUUCUUCGUGAUUCUGAACUCGGAAUUCCAACUUUACAGCAAGAAGCAGCCUACAUUAUAAGGAAUAUUUUACCUUACAGUAGAUGAAAUUGAAUACUGAUGAUUUUCAUGGUGCAAGUAACCAGUUGUUUCGAAACAAUGGAUGUAACUGUAAUAUACCUCGAUUUGAGCAAAGUUUUGCAUAAAUCGUUGCAUGAAGAUUGCAGGCAAAGUUAAAUUAUACGUAAAAAUAUUUCCGUUUUAAAACAUUUUAAAAUCUCUAUAAUUUUUCGUUGGUCAGAAUAAUUAUCGGGUAAUUCAAAAAAUAUUGUGUAAUUUGCUUAAUAAAUACUCAACUGUUCUUAUUCAGAAUGUAUUACUUCUCUGGGAAACUAUCUUCAUAAUUUUUUUUAAAGAAGUAUUUAUUGUAUAAUGCAUCAAAAUUUCAGGAUAUUGUUUCGCCUGUCGUACCUCUAGAUAGUGGCCAUAAAAGACCGCGUGAGAGGCGUCGUCUUGUCAAUUCAUUCGUGGUGUAUUCCUCUUAUCAAACAAAAAAGGCUUUGAAGUAAACAAUAUCUAUUAUUAUACAUACAGGUAUAUUGUUUAGUUUUAUAUUAGGCGAAUUCUGUAUCAACCAAAAUUUGAAAUAUAGAAGGCACCAGAAGUGAAAUUUUUGUUCUUUCGUUUUCCUCCUUAUGAUAAUCUAGAGACUGAAAAUAUUAAUUUAAUUAAGGAACAAACAAAUUUGAGUUGUUCAAAAAUGACACUUAUAAAAUCUAAAUGUUGUGCCGAAAUUUUAACUAGAGAAGGAAUUAUGUCUUUUAUAUAUCAUCCAUUU